Molecule: messenger RNA, 1508 nt
Organism: Lynx canadensis (Canada lynx)
Lineage: Eukaryota; Metazoa; Chordata; Mammalia; Carnivora; Felidae
Gene: FHL2
Product: four and a half LIM domains 2
Exons: 6
Coding region: 198-1040 (280 amino acids)
Biological process (GO): negative regulation of calcineurin-NFAT signaling cascade; negative regulation of transcription by RNA polymerase II
Cellular component (GO): Z disc; nucleus
Molecular function (GO): transcription factor binding; transcription coregulator activity
Source: RefSeq, a predicted model, not a curated record
CAUAGACCCAGCCCUGCCCGGAUGAGAGCUCUGUGUCCAAAAUUGACAAAGCUUUUUGUGACACAGUCAACGAGAGAGGGGACGUUUAAGGCAGUGAAAUGCGUUCAAGCAACAAAACGGUCCCCAAACUAAUUUUUUUUUUUUAAGUAUUACUGAAAAUUCCAACCUUUGAAAGGGUCGUUGAAAAGCCGGGCGUCAUGAUGACGGAGCGCUUUGACUGCCACCACUGUGAAGAAUCUCUCUUUGGCAAGAAGUACAUCCUGAGGGAGGAGAGCCCCUACUGCAUUGGGUGCUUUGAGGCUCUCUACGCCAGCACUUGCGAGGAGUGUGGGAAGCCCAUCGGCUGUGACUGCAAGGACUUGUCCUACAAGGACCGACACUGGCACGAGGCCUGUUUCCACUGCUCGCGGUGCAAGAGCUCGCUGGUGGACAAGCCCUUCGCUGCCAAGGAGGACCAGCUGCUCUGCAUGGACUGCUACUCCCACCAGUACUCGUCCAAGUGCCAGGAAUGCAAGGAGACCAUCAUGCCAGGUACCCGCAAGAUGGAGUACAAGGACAGCAGCUGGCACGAGACCUGCUUCAUCUGCCAUCGCUGCCAGCAGCCAAUUGGCACCAAGAGCUUCAUCCCUAAGGACAACCAGAACUUCUGUGUGCCCUGCUACGAGAAACAGUAUGCCUUGCAGUGUGUUCAGUGUAAAAAGCCUAUCACCACGGGAGGCGUCACGUACCGGGAGCAGCCCUGGCACCGGGAAUGCUUUGUGUGCACGGCCUGCAAGAAGCCGCUGUCGGGGCAGCGCUUCACGUCCCGGGACGAGUUCGCCUACUGCCUGAGCUGCUUCUGUGACUUGUACGCCAAGAAGUGCGCCGGCUGCACCAACCCGAUCAGCGGACUGGGUGGCACAAAGUACAUCUCCUUUGAGGAGCGACAGUGGCACAACGACUGUUUCAACUGCAAGAAGUGCUCCCUCUCCCUGGUGGGGCGAGGCUUCCUCACAGAAAGAGACGACAUCCUGUGCCCGGACUGUGGGAAAGACAUCUGAAGUCCGCACCGCUGACUGCUGGCGACACUCACGGAGUUAUGUACGCUCUCCUUCUCAGCCAGGCAGUAUUGUGUCUGGUCUCCACCGGCCGCGUUGAGACUCUCCUCUUGUGCUUUUCUCAGUGAUAUCCACGUUUGUUUAAACCCUUUAAUCCUUUGUACUAGUUCAGUCCCAGGGAAGGAGGAAACCCCUGUUGUAAACCCUCGGUGGGAAGCUGGUUUUGGAGUUUUGUAAUCAAGCAAGGCAAAUCCAAGUGCAAAAGUCCUUUCGAAUGACAGCUUUCUAAAUGUAUCUUUCUUUCACUGCGUAUUUAAUUUUUAAGUGCAAUUAACAUGUCACGAACUCGAGUUUCCCAAACCACACGAGAUAAUGCAGAGUAGGUAUUUACAAGUAUGUAACUUCCUGUCACGUAAGCCCUAAAGCAAGAUUAUACAGCUUACAAUAAAGUUAUCCAGAACAAAAUGGCCA